Molecule: messenger RNA, 2492 nt
Organism: Coffea eugenioides
Lineage: Eukaryota; Viridiplantae; Streptophyta; Magnoliopsida; Gentianales; Rubiaceae
Product: transcription termination factor MTEF18, mitochondrial-like
Exons: 2
Coding region: 177-1907 (576 amino acids)
Biological process (GO): chloroplast organization; regulation of DNA-templated transcription
Cellular component (GO): chloroplast
Molecular function (GO): double-stranded DNA binding
Source: RefSeq, a predicted model, not a curated record
CUUCUGCAUCAUCAUCCAAAGGCAUCAAAAACUUCUGCAUAACUUGAGGUAUGCAACUUCUCAAUAAAGCCCAUGCAAAAUAACAUAUGCUUUAUUAGUUAGAAUAAUAGUUUUUUCCUCACUUAUUUAGUCAGCAUUUGUUGCUAUUUUGAUUCUCUGUGCAUUAUAGAAGAAAAAUGGUCUUGGCCCAUUUGCAGAAACUUGGAAAACCAUCCAUUGUCAAAUGGGUUUCUAUUGGUUUUGUUAAUAACAACUUUAGAGUAUCAAGAAGCAAUUUUUGGGCAAUUUGGGGAACUGGGUCGUGCCAAAUUGCCAAAAACUUUAGCUGUUAUAGUAGAAGAAAGGCCAGGAUGAUGGAAAUUGCUGCUGAAAAGGAAGCCCAAGCUGCUUUGUUAGAUUACUUGCAUUCUACUAGAAGCUUGCUGUUUACUGAUGCUGAUAAUAUGAGUAGAAAUUCACCACACUUUCUCAGGAAGUUGUUGGGAAAAGUGGAUAAUCAGGCUGAGAUUGGGCGGUCUAUAACCCGGUUUCUUAGGUACCAUCCUAUCAACGAGUUUGAACCAUUUUUUGAGAGUAUGGGAUUGAAACCUUCUGAGUACUCUACGUUGCUUCCAAGGCAACUGAUGUUCUUGAAUGAUGAUCCUGUUUUGCUGGAGAACUAUCAUGUCUUGUGUAAUUACGGUAUUGCACGGAAUAAGGUAGGAAAAUUUUACAAGGAAGUGCCUGAGAUUUUCAGAUACAAUGAGGGGGUCCUGCAGAAAAAGAUUGAUUCUUUUGAAAAGGUGGGGCUGAGUCAAUCUACUGUGAUCAGAGCUGUUCUUUCAAGUCCAUAUCUUUUGGUUGGGGAUGCAAAUCUGGAGUUCUUUGAUGUUUUAGAUAAAUUGAGGAGUGCUGAUCCUGCAUUUGAUUGGAUUGAGCACUUAAUGGAAGAAAAUUCGUAUGAUUGGAGGCAAAUGCUUGAGAUUUUGUGCUUGCUUGGCAAGAUGGGUUGCAGUGAGGAGCAGUUGGGAAGUUUAAUUCGAAAGCAUCCAGAACUCAUAUUUGAGAAUUCAGGAUCCAAUGCCUUAUUGCUGAUUGGGGUCUUGACAAAAUUUGGAUUGAGACCAGAUGAGAUAUGCAGUACGUUCCUUCAGUUUCCACAAAUCCCAAUUGCAAAGUUUCUGGGGAAUUUAAAGCAUUGCUAUAAUUUUCUUGUUGAAAUUGAGAUGGCUAUGCUAGAUGUUGGGAGGAUAGUUUGUUCACAUACUAUAUUGCUAGGUUCAUGUACUAUAAAGAAACUUGAAACAUUGCUGACUGCUUUGAGAGUUACAAAGGAUCAGCUCUGUGAAAUCGUGAAGGAAAGUCCUGAAGCAAUGGAGAACUGGGUUGUUGGAAAGAAAAUUAAGCGACUCCCAAACCUGACAGCUGAGGAGGAAGAGCUAAGAUCACGGAGGAUGAAGACUGAAUUCUUAUUGGACCUUGGAUUUGUUGAAAACUCGGAGGAAAUGAAAAGAGCACUCAAGUUAUUUCGAGGGAAGGGACUGAAUCUUCAAGAGAGGUUUGAUUGUUUUGUAAAUGCUGGUUUUAGCAAAAAGGAUGUUGCUGAGAUGGUCAAAGAAUCUCCAAAUAUCCUUAAUCUGUCUAAGGAUGCCAUUGAGACAAAGAUUGAGUUUCUUGUAAACGAUUUGGGCUAUCCUGUGUCUAUUUUAAGAAAGUUUCCACCAUGCAUCUCCUACAAGAUAGAAAGGAUCAAACUUAGGCUUACAAUGUAUAAUUGGCUUAAGGACCAGGGUGCUGUGGAGCCCAAUCUCGCAUUAAGCACUGUGCUAGCAACUGCUGACAAGUUGUUCAUCAAGGCAUACGUAGAGCAGCAUCCUGAAGGCCCUGCAGUUUAUGAAAGGCUAAAACAAACAAUAUGUUCACAUUAGACAUGGUCAUUUUUCUAUAAUUAGCUUGAGUUUUCUAUCCUUGCAACUGGGAUGUACAGACUGUUUGCCAGCUCAUCCUUGUGGAAUCAUCCUGCAUCAAAUUAAAUGCAAAGAUAUUGAAUGCCUCUAUUGAUCUUACAAAGCAUCAUUAUAUCAGCAACACAAGUUAGGAUUUGACAUCAGGAUAAUUACCUACGUAAAGGGGUGAAACAGAGUAACAUUGAAGCAGGGUUUGGCACAUUUGUGGGUAUGGAAGGGUGCAGUCGAAGUGCUUCUUUCCGUAUAGCCUGCAGGUAUAGAAGCUUCGGUAUAUCUGACUCGACAGUCUUUGAUUUCUACCCAAUGACUCAAUCCAUCUCCUCUCGUGCUUGCUGGAGGAUGUUAGAAGUCUGCAGCAUCUCCGCGAGCGCCCACUCUAUAACUCUUGAAAACGUGUCCGUCCCAACAACAAACAGAUUCUAAUGGAAAGAUGUACACAUGAAAGCGAUUGGCGUUAACCAAAAAUUCACAGAAUUGAAAAUUCAUUACUAUAUAAAAAUGGUACUUUGGGGUACCAAGUGUAAGCAUUCUUUUGGUAAUUUGGAA